CACCCACACUACACCGUCACAUUGUUACCUGUUGAUAACGCACAGAUAACGAUUUGUUUAUUAUUUUUUAAUAAUUAUUAAUUUUUAUUUAUUAUUGUUUUAGAAAUGGGUUCGGAGAUCCCUAUAAUGGCUGCCAAUGGGGAAGCCAAUUUCAAGAAAAAAUACAAAGAAAUGAAAAGAAAAUUGAAACUUUUGGUCUAUGAAAACGAAAUGUUUCAAGAGACCCUGAAUAGUGCCCAGCGGAAACUCCUGAAGGCGUCACGAGAUAAAAGUGUUCUACUGGAUAGACUGAUAAUGUAUGAAACCGUAGAUCUCAGUAGUAGCGAUGAUGAACUGACUGAGUCAUCGGACUAAGACGAUUCUAUCAAACUAGAACCUAAAAAGAAGCGAAAAGACUUACCAGCUAACAAUUUUUCUAGUGGAACUAGUAAACAGUCUAUCAGUCCCCAAAGAAAUACUCCAAAUCCUACUAAAAAACGAAAAUCUUCUACUCAAAUAGCUUCUAAGUUGGCACCAAUGCCACUUCAAUCAAAUGAACCUCAUUCGAACAGUGUAUUAUCAACAGCUGAAAGCAGUAAAACAAUGGCUGAACCAAAUUCAGGGAACAAUUUUAGUCAAAACAGUUCAGCAACAGACAUGUUUAAUGACACUUUUUCAGUAAAAAGUGAUUCAAACAGUAUGUGUGACGUAGACACAUCGCCUAACAAUAUUACUAAGGACAUAAUAAGCGUCGACAGUAUGGAAAAAUAAUUUGCCCAACAAAUUCAUUUUUUCGUGAACUAUAUUGCAAUGUUUAAUAUUGUACAUUACAUUUGUAACAACAUGUGUAUGUAGGUUGUAUAAAAUAAAUGUGAUUUUCAAAUGUAUAGCAUUUGAAAAAUGUUGUUUUAUUUUCAGUCUGUCUACCAUUGUAAAAUCACAACAAUUUUUA
This is a messenger RNA of Myzus persicae (green peach aphid), 931 nucleotides long. Its product is annotated as INO80 complex subunit E-like. Gene Ontology annotation, biological process: chromatin remodeling. NCBI's taxonomy places the organism in Eukaryota, Metazoa, Arthropoda, Insecta, Hemiptera, Aphididae. The record is from RefSeq and is a predicted model, not a curated record. The transcript has 5 exons. Gene Ontology annotation, cellular component: nucleus; Ino80 complex.